Heterocephalus glaber (naked mole-rat) is the source of this 2717-nucleotide messenger RNA. It is a transcript of the gene Clpb, whose product is annotated as ClpB family mitochondrial disaggregase. Gene Ontology annotation, cellular component: cytoplasm; mitochondrion. The record is from RefSeq and is a predicted model, not a curated record. Gene Ontology annotation, biological process: cellular response to heat. NCBI's taxonomy places the organism in Eukaryota, Metazoa, Chordata, Mammalia, Rodentia, Bathyergidae. Gene Ontology annotation, molecular function: ATP hydrolysis activity; ATP binding; protein binding.
UUCAACCGCGGGAAAAUCCAGGGUUGUGGACUACCACUACCGUGAGGUAGUGCGCCGUCCCGCCCCUUUCGCGGCGUCUUCGAACGCGCCGCGGCAGCCAUGUUGGUCGUGGCCAACACAGGUGCCGGCACCAGGGGUUUACUGAAGCAGCUGUCACGAUGUUGGGAUCCUUGGUAUUGAAGAGAACAGCGCCGGCGCCGCGGCUCCUCCUCCGGCUGCUCGGGGCUCCAUCGAUCCAGAGCCAUGGAAUUGCCUUUGGCCGGAGUGUAAUCACUGGGGACCGCGUGGAACUACAGUGGCUGAGAGCGGCCGCCGGAGGGCGCCCUGGAACAUCUUUGGCCUUGCUCCCCGAGCAAGGAGCAGCCACCGGGGGGCGCCAGGGAAGACUCAGAGAGACUCAGUACUUGGCUGCCUCCACGUGGGGGCGCCUUCCUACCCCCGAAGAAACACUCCCAGGACACAACUGGAAUGGGUUCCCUAACAGAGCUGGACUGGGCGUGUGGGCCCUGGCCACGGCGCUGGUGGUUCAUUGCUACAGCAAGAAUCCAUCCAACAAGGAUGCAGCCCUGAUGGAAGCUGCCCGAACCAACAAUGUACAAGAAGUCACCAGGCUGUUGUCAGAAGGUGCAGAUAUCAAUGCAAGACACAAACUUGGCUGGACGGCACUCAUGGUGGCAGCCAUCAACCGAAAUGACAGUGUGGUACAGAUUCUGCUUGCUGCUGGGGCUGACCCAAACCUUGGGGAUGAUUUCAGCAGUGUCUACAAGACUGCCAAGGAGCAGGGAAUCCAUUCUUUAGAAGUCCUGGUCACCCGAGAGGAUGAUUUCAAUAACCGACUAAACAACCGUGCCAGCUUCAAAGGCUGUACAGCCCUGCACUACGCUGUCCUUGCUGAUGACUACCGCACCGUCAAGGAGCUGCUUGAUGGAGGAGCCAACCCCCUGCAGAGGAAUGAAAUGGGACACACACCGUUGGAUUAUGCCCGAGAAGGGGAAGUGAUGAAGCUUCUGAGGACUUCAGAGGCCAAGUACCAGGAGAAGCAACGUAAGCGUGAGGCUGAGGAACGGCGCCGCUUCCCCCUGGAGCAGCGACUGAGGGAGCACAUCAUUGGCCAGGAGAGUGCCAUCACCACCGUGGGUGCUGCGAUUCGGAGGAAGGAGAAUGGCUGGUACGAUGAAGAACACCCUCUGGUCUUCCUCUUCUUGGGAUCAUCUGGAAUAGGAAAGACAGAACUGGCCAAGCAGACAGCCAAAUACAUGCACAAAGAUGCCAAAAAGGGCUUCAUCAGGCUGGACAUGUCUGAGUUCCAGGAGCGACAUGAGGUGGCCAAGUUCAUUGGGUCCCCACCAGGAUAUAUCGGCCAUGAGGAGGGUGGGCAGCUGACCAAGAAGUUAAAGCAGUGCCCCAAUGCCGUGGUGCUCUUCGAUGAGGUGGACAAGGCCCAUCCAGAUGUGCUUACCAUCAUGCUGCAGCUGUUUGAUGAGGGCCGGCUAACCGAUGGGAAGGGGAAGACAAUCGACUGCAAGGAUGCCAUCUUCAUCAUGACCUCCAAUGUGGCCAGUGACGAGAUUGCACAGCACGCCCUGCAGUUGAGGCAGGAAGCUUUGGAGAUGAGCCGUAACCGUAUCGCUGAAAACCUUGGUGAUGUCCAGAUUAGUGAUAAGAUCACCAUCUCAAAGAACUUUAAGGAGAAUGUAAUCCGCCCCAUCCUGAAAGCUCAUUUCCGGAGGGAUGAGUUUCUGGGACGGAUCAAUGAGAUUGUCUACUUCCUCCCCUUCUGCCACUCGGAGCUCAUCCAACUAGUCAACAAGGAACUGAACUUCUGGGCCAAGAGAGCCAAGCAAAGGCACAACAUCACACUGCUGUGGGACCGAGAGGUGGCAGACGUGUUGGUUGACGGCUACAAUGUGCACUAUGGUGCCCGCUCCAUCAAGCACGAGGUCGAGCGCCGCGUGGUGAACCAGCUGGCAGCAGCUUAUGAACAGGACCUGCUACCAGGAGGUUGUACUCUGCGCAUCACUGUGGAAGACUCAGACAAGCAGCUCCUCAAAAGCCCUGAACUGCCCCAGGCUGAGAAGCGUGCACCCAAGCUUCGGCUAGAGAUCAUUGAUAAGGACAGCAAGACCCGAAAACUGGACAUCCGGGCACCACUGAACCCCGAGAAGGUGUGCUACACCAUCUAGCACCAACCUGCUUGUACAUGCCCUGAGCACCUAAUAAAGACCCGUCACCGUGGCAUGACACCUGCCCUGUCUUCCCACCGUGCCUCCCUUCCCUGCCUCCUCCCUCCCCACCCUGAAGCACUCCCUUGUCCCCUUGGUGUGGACCUUGUCCACUAACAAGUCCCCAGGAGGGCCAGAUAUUUAGCUGAGUGGCACCGCACCUGCCUUGAAAGCACAAGGUCCUGAGUUCGAUCUCCAGUACAAAAAAUAAAAAAGUCCCCAGGAGAGGAGCUGCCCCUCCACCCUCUUCAAAGCAAGGAGUAGAGCCGGGUAUGGUAACUCAUGCCUGUAAUCCCAGCACUCAGGAAAGGGGAGACAGGAAGAUCACCACAAGUUCAAGGCCAGCUUGAACGACAUAGUGAGACCCUGUCUCAAAAAAUAAGUAAAAUAAAGCAAGGAGCAGGGAAGUCCCCGAUCUCUGUCCUCAUUUGAUCCCCAUUCCCCAUGGUCACUGGAACUUAUCACAUUCCCAGAAGCCCAGGCAAGUGGCAGCUG